Molecule: messenger RNA, 663 nt
Organism: Blepharisma stoltei
Lineage: Eukaryota; Ciliophora; Heterotrichea; Heterotrichida; Blepharismidae
Source: the annotation of a GenBank genome assembly
AUGGCAAAACUAAAUAAUUUCCUUUCAUCUGAUGCUUAUAAAAAACUAUUCGAAAAUAAAUACAUAAUUUUUUUGAUAAAAAAAUCCCUUAAUUUAAGAAAAAGUCUUGCUUAAACCAAUAAAAAACUAGAAUUCUACUUAUCAAGCAAGUCAUCAAAACCACUUCACCAAGUCUCCAGAUCAAUAAAUCCCAAGUAUAAUAAAAUAGACAAGCUUGAUGACGUGACUAGAUAUAACAGUGCAAAUUACAAUGUUAACCUAUAUCAAAACUACCCUAACAGAUGUGGAACCCCUAUUAAGUCUAGCAGAAAACACCAUAAGCCAGGCUAUAAAUUUGACAUUUCCCCUAAAGUAUCCUGGAUUCACCAUUUUUCCUCUAUUUUCCUAUUUUCGCAAUUAAAAAUAAAAAAUUAUAAAUAAAAACCCCAAUUAGCCAUAAGACUUGUAAGAGACCUAUUUGAUGAGAGCUUCUCUAUCAGCCCUGAGAAGAAAAAAGAGCUGUUUAUCAAAGCAGUUGAAGCACCCUUACGUGCAUCCUCAGCCCAGCCCAAAAUUUUGUGCCACAAAGGAGGUGCAGGCCGCGCUGUCAUGAACGAUUUUCAUAUUCGUGAAACAAACCCUGGGUUCGCUCGCAAUGCAUUAGGAGGAUAUUAUACUCGAUAA